Porites evermanni is the source of this 5295-nucleotide messenger RNA. NCBI's taxonomy places the organism in Eukaryota, Metazoa, Cnidaria, Anthozoa, Scleractinia, Poritidae. The record is from the annotation of a GenBank genome assembly.
GUUUUGCAGAUUAUUCUUAGAUAUGACGUCAUUCUCGUUCAGGAAAUUCGUGAUAUCUCAGGAAAAGCAAUUGUGGACUUACUCUCUUUAGUAAACAAGUGAGUGUCAGUGUAUACUAAUGAGGGUAGGCCUCGUUCUCUGGAAAAAGAAACAGGGUAUCUCGACGUAGAGAGUGGAAAGUAGAGAGAUACUAGAAAGGGGUGAAAGACUAGACUGCAAAGUGGAGAUGGAGAGAAAUUGGACAGAAAGAUUGGUUCUUCAGUUGUGGUCGCGCGCUAUUACGACCACGACCACGACCCCAUUAAAGCUGCAUAGCUUUUAAAAAUCGUUGUGGUAAAAUACAGGCUGUCUGUCAUUCUGUCUGUCUGCUACUGAAUUAGUCGAGCCGUAGACGUUCCUCGAAUGUCGGCUAGUUCCAGCCUGGUUCCUAAUCGUCAUCUGUGAUCUGGGAUUCUCGGAUGUGGGGUAAGCCUGUCAGACGCCCUCGGUUCCAAGCCGCAUACUCAGAUAACGCGAACUGGCCUGGGACCAGUGCAGUUUAGUGCCAGUUCAUUAUCAGAUAUACCAAAAUUUCGCGAGGAACGGGAACGAGGUUUUUUUUUCCAUUCAAGGGUCGGUCAGAGGGACUAAUUCUAGACCUCUCCCAUGUUGUUUAUUUCCUUUCUCCCGCACCGCUCUCUCCUCCGCAGAGGCUCCCGCUGGGUAUCCCCCCCAAAAUAGCUGUAAUGGAAAAACAGGAGGCCCGCGGGGAACGAUGGGAAGAGGUAAAAGACCGGAGCCUUCCCCUUCCCAUCAUGCCCCCGCGCUCUCUUUUUCUUUCUCCCCAGCCUCGCUACGACACAAAGAGGCCUCUACGGAGGAGAGAGCCGCCUGCACAGCCUUUCUCAUCGUGGCCUUUAUUCUAGUAAGUUGUGUUUAAGUGGCCUCCGUUGCUGUAGUCGGCCCAGUUCUUCAAAAGACGAUCAAGUUUAACCCCGGGUGAAGACAAAUUUUAAGCAGUACUCUCGACUGUAAAAUGGAGCUGGAGCUUAUAAAAUACUGUCGAGCGUUUACUCCGAAAUCCCGUUAUUUUGGCAGAAAACCCUACUAUAAAUAUUGUUAGAUACCUUUUCAUUCGUGUGGGCACCUAAGUUUAAAAUUAUGACCUAAUCGUGAGUAGCCGGAAAUCUUUGACUCGGGACUCCAGGCAAAGAGCUUUUAAGGGCAUUGAAAAGGGGCCCGAAAUCAAAUUUUCAAAUCGAAAUAUAAAGAAUAAGAGCGCAGGUCCUGGCUAACUGAACGGCUUCAUUUUGUUUCAUUAACUGAUAGUUUUAUUAUGUUGGAUGCAAAACUAUUCAAACCUCUAUCUUGCAUGUAAACGACAACAGCUUUACGGGCCCAUUAAUUAUCGGGACUUUCAAGAAACGGGCCCCAGACCUCUAUCAGACUCUAUCCUACUCAAUCGUAAUACUGUUUGAGGUUUUUUUACGAGAUUGUUUUGUUUGAUUGCUGUUGUUUUUUUAUACAUAUUACAGAGCAUCAUCAAGAGGCCAAUAUGACCUGGAAAUAAGCCCUCGGUUAGGAAGAACCUUCAGCAAAGAGCAAUACGCGUUUUUGUACAGGUGAUAAGUGGAUAGUUUCUCUCAUAAAGACUAUUUUUAUAGAGUUAUUUUGUGUGCCAAAAAUCUCUCAGCAAGCUCUCAGCCCGCAAUCAGAAGGUAUUACGAUGAUUUCUAGCGAAUAAAUAGUACUGGUGAUGACGAUGUGUCAAUUUACUCAGGAACAGUGAAGCCGCACGUUUUACGAAAAAACAAAGAAUCUUUAAUACUAAGGCAAGACUCUCUUCAGCCUUCCCACUUCCAGUCUCUAGCUAUAGGCGGCCCAACCCCACCCCAUCGACCCCUCUCCAUAUUUAAAUCAGGUUCCGCCGUCUCUGUUAUUGGACUGAGUAUUUCAACUUCAUAUUCAGUUUCUGAGCCAUUCAGUACUUCUCCUCAAUUAGAAGUAUAUACCACGCGGAACAAUAUUUUCAAAAGAAUUUGUAGCUGCAAAGGAAGAUGCUCAAUUUUAUAUAGGUAAUAUGCUGGCGAACAUAUGCAGGCUAUUUUAAUGGUUUUACGUUUUCAGUGGUGGUCCUUUUUCGCCCACAGGAGAGACGUUUUAUCUGUUAAAAAAUCUUACGUUUACGAUGAUGGCCAGGAGAGCGAGACGAACGACACUUUUGAAAGGGAGCCAUUCAUUGUGCACUUCAUGUCGACAAUGACAAGUAAGUGAUGGUCUCGUUUUAUCAAUGGUCCCAUGAGUGGGAUAUGUAUAUACCUGAAAGCUUUCCUGUAUAUUGGGGUCACAGAAUGAAGUGGCAAAUAGUAUUCGUAGUCUUCAUGGAGAUGGAUGUUCACUGACAAGAUUAUCGCGAGGCAGACACCUGCUAUGUUCGGCACCCUCUCUUUCAGAAAAAAUGCUGUAGAUGACCCCUCUGUAGGUAUAUGACCCGGCCAGAAACCAGAAAAAUUGAAAGAAAGAAAUUGGUCACGGAGUACCUGCAAACUGAGUAUUAUCUUAGGCUAGGUACAAAACGAAAUCAAGGAAGUAAUAAUCUUUUUCCUAGUUAAUUCCAGUACUUUUUCUCAUGUCCAACCCAGCUCAACCCAUCUACAGCGACAAGUUGCACUCGUUGUUGUAAACCGUUUACACACAAUCUCCCAACGUUCCUUUCUAUCCGGGGAAUAUUGUCAAUAUUGAGGAUGACAUUGCAAAUCUAAUUCUCAGUGAAAAAAUAAUUUUACAGAUGUUAUUCAGAACUAAACGGGCAGAAUUUCAUUGCAUUGCAGAUGUCAGGGAUUUUGUCCUUGUUGCCAUACACACUUCUCCAUCUGAAGCCCCUCAGGAAAUCGACGAGCUCGCAAAUGUAUAUGACGACGUCAUCAAGAGGCUCAGUAUAACAGAUGUCAUUAUUCUUGGGGACUUAAACGCAGCCUGUAGCUACAUGAGUGACAACGAUUGGCGGACAAAUCGCUUGGCUAAUGACAAACGAUUUCAUUGGCUGAUCUCUGAUUGUGUUGAUACUACUCUGGCAGGUGGACAUUGUGCUUAUGAUCGGUGGGUAAAAUAGGCCAUUUCUGAAUUCCAACAACCCUCACUUUUAAAACGAGGCUAAUUGUAGACCUUUCUUGUAAAAAUGAGUUUUGUUUCAUGAGAAGUGCGCGGCGCUUCUGUUCUGGAGUUACCUAGUGUUGACCUCAGUCCUUUUUUCGACUUCUUUCGUUUCUGUGUAGCCUUAAAUAGCUUUAAAUACCUGUAAAGCGGAGUACUGAUAGAGAGAGCGAGAAGGGCGAUAAAAUAUGUGCAUCGUCGGCCUCAGGUUUGUCAGUCAGGCCCCAGUUGUUAGCUGGUUGUUCAAACGUUGGAUAGCGCUAUCUACUGGAUACCUUUCGAAUAAAACCUCUUCCACCGAGCUUUCGCUCGUUGUCAUUUGCUUUUCAGAAUUAACAUAACAAAAGAAAUCCUCGAUCCUGAAUUUUGAUCUAAGGCAUACUGGGGUGUAAUUAAAGUGUUAGUUCCUAUGUGGCUUAUAUUUCAGAUUCGUUGCUGCCGGAGAUGGCAUCUUGGAAUCCAUAGUUGAAUCAAGUGCGGGGAGUUUUGAAUAUGAUCAAGUUUUGGGCGUCAUGGAAACUAUGGUUUCGUAUAUUUAUUGUUUGUUGCUUUUUCUUUUCCAGUUUUUGCAUGCAGUCGUCCUAUUUUAUCUAUUGCAUAAAAAAACUGCACACAUCUUUGUUAUAGCCCUCCCGGUUACAAUCCUAUUCAAAUUGUAGACAGGAAUUUUAUUUCGGUUACCAGUACGUCCUCCACGGUCAUUGGCCCCAUCUUUAUGUAUCUCUCUUUAUAUUUUGUGGUUCAAUAAUUUUAUCCCUGGUUUAAAUUUUAUUUCCUUUUGUUUUAAACUUAUUAUCAGCCAUUACCAUACGCUAAAACAAAGGGAAAUAAAAUUUAAACCAAGGAUAAAAUUGCACCACAACAUAUAUAUCUUGUUCUGUAAUAAGUUAAAACUAGACCUUUGAAUUUUUUCUUUGACUUCAAAUUAAGUACGUGUCGUUAUUAGGUUGUUUGAGACAUAUAAACUUAUACGCUUCCCAGGAAAUAACACCAUCCGGCAAACUUCUUACGAAAUUGUAUCAGCCCAGGUAACUUGGAUUUUACGUUAUUUAAUUCAUUCUACGCAGGCAUCCAAGGUUAGUGAUCACUAUCCAAUUGAAAUGCAACUUCUUUCGAAGAGUAAGUAUGGAUCAGCUUUUCUUUUACUCAGUUCAAGAAUGUCCAAUCAAAAUGAAAAUCUGUAAAAAUUACACUGAAAUUAUAGAGGAUAAAAACCACUUUUAGAAAACUGUGCAGCAACGUUCACGCAAUUUACAACAAUAGGGCCUAUUUACGCAUCUCAUUGCAAUCGCAAGCUUUUUCUCCCUCUGUGUGGAUUCGUCCUAGUUGAAAAAAGUGGAGCGCUGAAGCUUGCUUCGAAUUCAUAAACCCGUCCAUAUGUAAUGAAAAUUGAUGACGACGAUGGUUGUAAGAGCUGAUCGGGGGCGAGUCGAUGGUCGGGCAGCGGAUCCUAAUUAUGAUGGAUUGAUGACGUUGCAGUGCUAAGUACAUUCCAUUCGUAUGAACGUAUUGCGAGAUCAACUACUUACUUGAAGAACCGACUGCUACUCGGAGUUAUUAAUCGAAUAAUUUAAAUGAUUGAACUGCCCCUUUUGAAACCCGGCUUGAGCCGACACUUCGUAAUGAAAUUAAUAAUCAAAGUUAAAAUGUCUAAUAAAAGAUCCGAGCUGUUCAAUUUUUUUUUCUCUUCUGCAAUCGCUUUUUUAGGAUCGAGAUACAAAACUUCUCAUCGCCAUUUUUCUGUUCUUCUCUUUGCUAGGCAUGGCAUCAACUUUGAAGAACAUAAACAAGGCGGUUGAAUACACUUUUAAGAUGAAAAAUCCUCCCAGCUUGAACAAAAAGACCGUUUAUGGAAUGAGGAAGACCUUGAAACAACGAAAGUUUGCGGUGAAAACGACCUACUCCAGUACAAGGUCUAUCAGCGGCGUGACAUUCAGCAAAACCUUUAAUAACAAAACAGAAGCUUUAAACGUUCUCUAUGAAAUUAAAGACAAAACUCAACCUGUAAACAUGGUUUCUUUUGAACAGAUUCAAAUGGCGGAAUUUCAGAUUGAAGGGCCGUGGGGCAAGGAUGAAAAACUGUCAGCUAACAGUUUUGGAGCGGUAAAACUUGUUUGCGAAAUUCUACCCUCGGUCAGCUGCUGGGUUGCUUUAACAAUCUAA